Trichosurus vulpecula (common brushtail) is the source of this 1973-nucleotide messenger RNA. RefSeq names its product centromere protein V (gene CENPV). The transcript is spliced from 9 exons. The record is from RefSeq and is a predicted model, not a curated record. NCBI's taxonomy places the organism in Eukaryota, Metazoa, Chordata, Mammalia, Diprotodontia, Phalangeridae. Gene Ontology annotation, molecular function: carbon-sulfur lyase activity. Bases 1 to 1584 code for a protein of 527 amino acids.
AUGGCGACCCAAACCCAACGAGAGUUUCGCCACGCCCCUCCCCCUCCCCCGCCCGGCGGCCCAAGAAACUUCCUUCGCCCCAAACACCGACGGCCCCGACUAACUCGGCUCUUCCAAAGCCCGAGAAUUGAACCCCUCCCAGCAGUACCUCUUAGUGAGGACGCUCGGACCCCAGACUUACCGUGUCGCUGCCGCCGUCAAAGUCCGAAGGAAACAGACUCGGAGAAGCUUGCGUUCGAUUAUGCGCUGCCCACGGCCCGCCGCCUGCUAUUUAUGCAGCGUCGUUGGGCGCGUCACCUUGCGCACAAGCUUGGUGUCCGUGCGCGCACAAAAGUAGUUCCGCCUCCGCCCCCUCAGGAAUCCAGUACGAGUUACCGAAGCCUUGUGGGCCUCAGCGGGGGAGGCCGGGGUGGGAGCGGGGAGGUCGUGGGGCGUUACCUGUUUACCUGCCCUCCUGGGGCGUCGGCUGGGGGGGCCCCCCCCUUCGCCGCCUUCCCCAUCCCCCCCGGGGGAGCAGCUGCCACACAGCAGCCCUGUGUAAAGGCCUUUGUUAAGACUCUUCUCCGAGGCCCGGGGCUGGCGCUGGCCGAUGCCCGGAUGGGCCUGGCCCGGGGCCGGCCUCCAGCCGUCUCCAUCCCGCUCGAGGGUUUGGGCUGCUCCCGACGCCCCCUGGUGACUAAACCACAGACAACGCGGGAUCGGUGGCAAUUAGCGGGCAGGCGGCGCGACCCGGAGCCUGAGAGGGGCCGAGCUCCGAGGCGAGGGGGACAUCGGGGGCCCCGGGCUGCGCGCCGCACAGCCGCCUCUGCCGAGCGCACCGGAGGCUCCUGGGCGUGUGGGCGCACGGCGGCCGUGGCGGCGGCGGGGGAUGCGCCGAGGAUGGUGAAGACCAAGGGCGCCGCUGGAGCGGCCGCGAAACCGCGGGCGAGGAGCCGACCGGCCGCCGAGGCCACCGAGGCGCCGCUCCCGGCGCCCCCGGGGAAGGCGAAGGGCCGGCCUGGAAGAAAAAGGAAGCUGCCCGUCCAGGACCAGAAAGCCGAGGAGCCGCCAUUGCCUCCGGGCCCCUUGGAGAGCUGUUCCUUGGAUCUCGGGGGGCAGCGGGAGCGCUGGGUAAAGUUUCAGAAGCGGCAGAGCCUGACUUGCGAGGGUGCAGCCAAACUCCUCCUGGACACCUUUGAAUACCAAGGUCUGGUGAAACACACUGGAGGCUGCCACUGUGGGGCCGUUCGCUUUGAAGUCUGGGCUUCGGCAGAUCUGCACGUUUUUGACUGCAACUGUAGCAUUUGCAAAAAGAAACAGAACCGGCACUUCGUUGUUCCCGCUUCUCACUUCAAGCUUCUGAAGGGUGCUGAGAACAUAACCACGUACACCUUCAACACCCACAAGGCCCAGCACACGUUCUGCAAGAGCUGUGGGGUUCAGAGCUUCUAUACGCCUCGGUCCAACCCCGAUAGUUAUGGAAUCGCCCCCCACUGCCUGGAUGAAGGCAGCGUGCGCAGCAUCGUCAUCGAAGAGUUCAAUGGCCACGAGUGGGAGAAGGCGAUCAAGGAGCACAAGACUGUUCAGAGCAAGUCCAAAGAGUGACCCCUCCUCCUCCUGCCUCAGCUUGGCCUGGCCCGUGAGAAUGAGGCACCUUGGGACAAGGCAGCUUGGCCCAACGAAGGAGCCUGUGAUGACAUGUUUCUGGGAGCCCAAGGGUUUUCUCCAGUUAUGUCUGAAGCAGGACAAAUUAAAGCAACUCACUUUUCAUACAGAGAGGCAGCCUGAGACAAUUGGUCCUAGAGGCUAGUGUUCUGUCUUGGACCAAGCAGCCCAUGCCUGACUCCUCGGGCUGCAUGGCUUUCCCCCCUCAGCCCAAUCUGUGGUCCAGACCAUUUCAAUUCCUCCCCUUCCCUCCCAACUUUCAUGUGAGCUUUUAGGGACAUGAGCCUCCUUUGGUUUUUAUUAAAGAUAAUUACUACUGUGGUUCCUCA